Molecule: messenger RNA, 489 nt
Organism: Kalmanozyma brasiliensis GHG001
Lineage: Eukaryota; Fungi; Basidiomycota; Ustilaginomycetes; Ustilaginales
Product: Mediator complex, subunit Med21
Exons: 1
Coding region: 1-489 (162 amino acids)
Cellular component (GO): mediator complex
Source: RefSeq, a predicted model, not a curated record
AUGGACCUACUCACGCAGCUCGACAGCGACAUCGAUCUCUUACUCAAAAUCAUGUCCUCCUCGGUCGCCUUCAUAUCACGCAAAGCGAAGCAUGCGCCGCUCCCCUCCUCCUCCAUCCCCUUGACCAUCUUGGGCAAGACGGAGGCGAUCGAGCCAGAAGCGAUGGACGAGGCGAUCUCGGAGCUCGUGGCGGACCUGGUCGAGAAGGCGGCGGGGAUCCGGGAGAUCAUCGAGCAUCUGCCGACCAAGGAGAGUUUGGGCGGGGAUGUCGAAUUGCAACAGGAGCUAGGGAGGUUGGAGGAUGAGAUGCGAGGGGUCAAUGAAGAGUACAGAGCAGCUGUGGAGGAGUGCAAGGUGCUGCAAGGGGAGGUAGGCGAGUUGGUGAGGCUGGUCAGUGAGAGACAGGCCGAAGGGCGGGCGUGGUUGGUGAACGAGUUGGAGGGGGGCAAGGCAAUACCCAACGAGGGAGUCGAGGGAAGGAUAGCGUAG